This is a messenger RNA of Odontomachus brunneus, 1795 nucleotides long. RefSeq lists its product as uncharacterized. The transcript is spliced from 3 exons. Gene Ontology annotation, biological process: GPI anchor biosynthetic process. The record is from RefSeq and is a predicted model, not a curated record. Gene Ontology annotation, cellular component: endoplasmic reticulum membrane. The coding region runs from base 167 to 883 and encodes 238 amino acids. Lineage: Eukaryota; Metazoa; Arthropoda; Insecta; Hymenoptera; Formicidae.
GUACUGAAAAUCUAUAGUUCAUGUUACGUAUAUUACAGAAUUUCAGUAUUGGCAGUGAAUUUCGGAACGCAGCCCAUGUCUACGAUUUUGCAUAUGUCAGAAACUUGUGGAUACUCGCGAUGAAAAGGGCUUGUGAGAGUUAGGCGGUAAUUUUGAAUGUGCAAAAAUGAUAAAUCAUAUUUGCGACUUGAAUCUAUCGCGUAUUAUCACUGCGUUUGUUUUGUUUGUGAAAUAUUUGCACAUUUCUGCGGCAGUAGAAGCUGAAGUUGAACUGGAUGUGAAAGGCAACGGAUUUCAUAGGACGUUAAUAUAUCAUGUGACUUUUAAAAAUCUCCUAAACGACAACUGUCUAGCCGCGAUAUACCAGGAAUUACCUUCGACUUUGUAUGUCAAUACGGAUGAAAUAGCAGAAUUGAGGAGACAAAAGAUGAGUACAGUAUGUUUCACGGGUGAAACCAACACUGAGUUAUUUGCGGAGAAGUCAGAACAACAGAAUGUGACAGCAUGUGGACCAGUGAUUUCAUUGUCUACUAUCACCUUGACAAUCCCUGUCCAUCAGCGUUAUCAAUAUGCUCAAGAAUCCGGUGGCUAUGUCAAUGUGACUUUACCAAUGCCGGGACUGCUACUGGGGUGUCAAGAGAGGCUCAAGAACCACAGAGUAUCCAAGAUAAAUCUAUGUGAGCCAUGCAUUGAUUUGGCAGCAAAAUGGAGGGAAAUUUCAUACACUGUGUGGGACAACUACACAUGGUCAAUGCCAGUUGGCAACUUGUCUCUCUUGACACUAGUCAGCUAUGUGACUCUGAUAAUUACUGUUCUUAGCGCAGUACUCAUCGCGUACUCCAUUCGUGUCAACGCAUUGAGAAAUCAUCGAAAGGAAGACUGAAUUAACAUUUAAGUCAGCAAGGAGCUCUUAUUAAAAUCCCUGCUUCACUGGAAAUUUUGUAUCUAUAGGUAUUUCAAUGCAACUAGUUUAAAUCACUUCUAAAUAAACAUCUCUCAUUUAAUCCUCUACUGCUCACUGUGACUCUGAAGUCACAAUUCAGUUUCAUCAUUAUUUAUCUUUAGUAUGAAUGUUCUUGUUUUGACCGAUUUUGAUGUGAAAAUCACAAUCUUUUUUUAGUAUGUUAGCAGCAAUAGUAACUGCCCAAUGUGAUCUCAGAGUCACAAACCUAUUGUGGGAAAAUAAAAAAUUAAAAAAAAAUUUCACUUUUUAUAUAUGUUGAGUACUUAAUCUAUGUUGGGUACUUAAUAUCUUAUUUAUAUAAAUGUAAUAUAUGUUGAGUACUUAAUAUCUUAUUUAUAUAAAAAAAAUUUUAAACAUAAAAAAUUAAUUUGAGCAGUAGAGAGUUGUCUUCUUCUUUUUCAAAUUAUGACUUGUAAAUUAUUCCUUUAGUCAGUCAUACUCCAGAAAUGCUUUGAUCAAAAGACUAAGCAAAAGAUUAAGUCCAUCUCCGAAUUUAAAACUAUAUACCUAUUUUUAUAUACCUUUAAAGCUCCUGGUUCGCGGAACUCUCAAUUGAUUACGUCAGAAGCGACAAAAUACACGAUAAAAAUUUCUGAUAAAUACAUUGAAAUAAAAAGAUAUACCCCUAAAAUGGCACUGAUGUCAUAAAUCAAAAUGGCGAGAAGUCAGAAGCUUCAAAUAUAACAAUUUUCGUGGAGCCGAAUUAAAUGUCGUGUAGGCUGUUAAGAGAAUAAGUAAAUUUCUUUUAAUUAGAUCGUCAGAUUAUAUAUCAAACUUAAUUUUAACUUAAUUCUACGCUAUAUAUAUAUAUAUAUAUAUAUAUAUAUAUAU